ACACCCUCCCACCACCCCGGGGAAGUUAGUGAAAUCUCGGCGUCAAAUCUGGGUUUUUAAACGGAGAGGAAAUCAGCAGAGACGGGGAGGAGUUUCAGUAGUUCUGGACGGAGUGUGGUUGGUAUUUUCUGCGGUUGACAGCAGCCGAACCGAAGCUACCACUGAGGACACCAGAUAUCAGUAUUUCCUGGCAGUGUGGAGAAGACAGCAUAUAGACCUUCAUGUGUACGUGUGUGUAGAUGUGUGACAGCGGAGUGUGUGAGGAUAAGCCCCCCGCCCCCCCUGUCAGGAUGAGCAGCCAAGGAGGACCCAAGGACUCCCAGUCAGCCAAUCACAGUUCUCGGCCGCUGCCGUCUGUACCGGAGGAGAGGAAGUCCAGAAACAAGAUCAUCUCCAUGUUUGCCUCUGAGAAAGGAGGCAGGAAGAAGGACCGGGACAAGGAUAGGCCUGAGAUCUCCUCCCCCUCAGACUUUGAACACACCAUCCAUGUGGGUUUUGAUGCUGUCACAGGAGAGUUCACUGGCAUGCCGGAGCAGUGGGCCCGUCUCCUCCAGACCUCCAACAUCAGUAAAUCAGAACAAAAACAGAAUCCUCAGGCCGUCCUCGACAUUCUCAAGUUCUACGAGUCCACCAGUGGAAAACAGAAAUACCUCAGUUUUUCCGCCUCGGAUAAAGACUCACUGUCGCCAGGCAAGCAGGGUACAGCAACCUCCCAAUCAGGUGGCAAGGAUGGAGACGAUGAUGAUGAUGAUGAUACACCACCUCCAAUUGUGGCACCGCGGCCAGAACACACAAAAUCAGUGUACACAAGGUCAGUGAUAGACCCACUCCCAGCUCCAGAGGGAGACGCCGCCUCUAAGGCAGCUGACAGACAGAAGAGGAAGGGCGGCAAGAUGACCGAUGAGGAGAUCAUGGAGAAACUCAGAACUAUUGUCAGUAUUGGAGAUCCUAAGAAGAAAUACACUCGCUAUGAGAAGAUUGGCCAGGGGGCAUCUGGCACAGUUUACACAGCCAUAGAUGUUUCCACAGGACAGGAGGUGGCCAUCAAACAGAUCAACUUGCAGAAGCAGCCAAAGAAAGAGCUAAUUAUCAAUGAGAUCCUGGUCAUGAAGGAGCUGAAGAACCCCAACAUUGUCAACUUCGUAGAUAGUUUCCUCGUUGGAGACGAGCUUUUUGUGGUGAUGGAGUACCUGGCCGGUGGCUCGCUUACUGAUGUUGUGACGGAGACGUGCAUGGACGAGGCUCAGAUCGCCGCCGUCUGUAGAGAGGUCCUCCAGGCUCUGGAGUUUCUUCAUGCCAACCAGGUCAUCCACAGAGACAUCAAGAGUGACAACGUAUUGCUGGGGAGGGACGGAUCAGUCAAACUCACCGACUUCGGCUUUUGUGCCCAGAUCACCCCAGAGCAAGAUAAACGUAGCACCAUGGUGGGGACCCCAUACUGGAUGGCUCCAGAGGUGGUGACCAGGAAAGCCUACGGACCCAAAGUGGACAUUUGGUCUUUGGGGAUCAUGGCUAUAGAGAUGGUAGAGGGAGAGCCUCCAUAUCUCAACGAGAACCCUCUCAGGGCAUUAUAUUUAAUUGCCACCAAUGGGACUCCUGAGCUGCAGAGUCCAGAGAAGCUGUCCCCUGUCUUCAGAUCCUUCCUGUCUCGCUGUCUGGAGAUGGACGUGGAGAAAAGAGGAUCAAGCAGAGAACUGCUACAGCACCCAUUCCUGAAGCUGACCAAGCCUCUGUCCACCCUCACCCCGCUCAUCCUGGCAGCCAAGGAGGCCAUGAAGAGCAACCGCUAAAUCCCCAGUCUCUGAAGACUUAGUGCUAAUGCCAAUGACAGCCAAACAACCAUCGUCUGCUGGUCUGUGUAUGAUGACCGUCAGCAACCUGCUCGUGUUUUCUCAAAGGGUCACAAAAUGCCUCUCCACUUUUCCCAGUGUUUCUGUUACAAUGUAUCUUACCUUUGUGCCUCGUUCUAAAGCUGCACACAGUCAUAAUGUGUCUUCUGUUUGUUGCAGCCAUGGCAUGUGUGUGUUGUUGAUGUUGACACUGGUAUCAGGAAUGCAGGGUCACUGUUGCAAAGGUUUGAGACUCUUUGCACUCCAAGCGAUCCUGUUUUACCACUAGGAGUUCUCCUAAAAGGCGCUAAAGGUUCCUCCUCUCAAAACUUGUUCACAAAGCUUCUGCGAGCAGCUUUUACCGGAGAAAUUAGGAGCUCCUAAGCUAAGAGAGAAGGGGCGUGGUCAACCCUGUUGCCAUGGAUGACAUCAUGUUUAAUAAAUUAAUUUACUUACUAUCUCUACAGUGAAUAGUUGACUGGUCUGUGCCAGUGAAAUAAAAUAUCAUUGUUAAUAGGGAUAUUACAUUAGGGAAGGUAGUCCUUUUUCAGAGCUGCGAACGGCAUUUGUCCAAGUAGAGGUAACUUUACAAACCAUCAUCUCUGCUCUUACUGGAUGGUUUUGAUUUGUUGGUGAGUUGAUUGGAUCUUUACCAACUCGCCAGCCAAUAAAAUAUCCUUUUUAUAAGUUCAUUUUCCUAUCUUUCGGCACAUUACUUGCAGCAGGUUGUGACUUAGGAGUCUUCUGGACUGCCUUCUCACAGACUUAAGUGAGCUAGUUUUAGCACUGACUGACUUUGUUAGAGUCUUUAAGUGUAGACAGACAGAAGUGUGGCCCUAAUUGUAAGUUUCUUCUAACUCGUCCAGUUAGGAGUUACUUUUAGCCUAAGGAUAUUUUGUGAAUAAGGAAAUCUUUAAAUAGAUUUAAUUUUGUGUAUCAGAUAAGCGGGAACUUGUUCAUCUUGAGAGAUGAACAUCGUGAGGAUUCUACAACUUUGGUGUGUGUAGAGACUGGAAUCUUUGCAACUGGUUUCUAUGGUUGCUGUUGCUCUGGUUACACAUGUGCAUUCAGACAGGGUCCAAAAGUUUUGAAAUUGGCAUGGAAAAAUUAAACUGUACCAAUACUGUGCUGUACUGUGUCCCAGCACUGGACAAUACAGUCUUUGUGCAGUGGAAAAAGACACACCAGUGUCCCUGUUCGACCCUGUACGUGAAACUUUUAAGUAUUUUAUAAUAUUAAAUCAAAAUGUCCAGAUUUUCUCCAGUAAGGGUUUCGGCCCCCUGGUGGCAAUUUAAGAUGUUAAAUGCACCAAAACACACUAUGACACACACACACACACCUGAUUCAGGCUUCAUACACCUCAACUGCUAUCAAACUCUCUGUGCCGGCUCUUCUGCAAACUAUGCAAACCCAUCUGAACACUGAUGUUUACUGCAUCAAAAAUUGCCUUGGAUCCUUGAGGCUAGUACCUAAAAAGCAUUUGUAUCACUAUGGUGUUUUUUUUCCUAGAUGUUCUGUUUGUCUUCAGCUGUGCCUUUUGCCACAGACACCUUACUGCCGGUGUGUUGGUGUGAGUACAACACAGAUACUGUAUGAAAUUGUCUGAAUGUGCUGAACUGGAGGAAGACUGUUCUUCUUUUUUGUAUAUUAUGUAUUGGUGAUGUCCUGUGUUUUUAACGGCUUUUAAAAAGUAUGUAUAUCAUUGUUUUGUAUUUGUAACUAACACAACAGAAGACAAAUUUGUUUUUUCAACUUGUUUUUAUGUACCAAUUCAUCAUUUUGACUUAAACCAUAAAAUGUAUUGACAAGCCUGAGACACUCGAGCCAGACCUGAGUCAAGCGGUAUUUGGAAAUAAUUGUUUGUUUUAAUCUUCUUGGAGUACCAAAUGAGAUCGGUUUAUACCUAAUUUUUACAUAAACUUUAGACAAUCACUUGAAAGCAUUUUAAAAUGUUUAUUAAAUGUGCCUUUAACAGAUGUAAGAUGCAGUAAAACCCACUCAUAUGGUACUCAACAGGUUGACACAAAUACUGAGUACUUUCAAAUACUUCUAAAACAGGCUGGAAUAUACUGUUAUGUGACUUUUGACCAGAACACACAUUCCAAUUAUACGUGUAAUAAGAAUGACUGCAUAGUUUAAAAACGAAUGUGUUGUUGUUUACCAUGAAACCAACAACUUCUGGUGUUGAAUAAAAUCCAUACAGUAUGUAAAUUAUUAUUAAAGGUGGACCUAAACAGG
Messenger RNA from Dicentrarchus labrax (European seabass), 4067 nucleotides. RefSeq names its product serine/threonine-protein kinase PAK 2. Gene Ontology annotation, cellular component: cytoplasm. Gene Ontology annotation, biological process: regulation of axonogenesis; regulation of MAPK cascade; intracellular signal transduction. The record is from RefSeq and is a predicted model, not a curated record. Gene Ontology annotation, molecular function: ATP binding; protein serine/threonine kinase activity. Bases 240 to 1790 code for a protein of 516 amino acids. The transcript has 16 exons. NCBI's taxonomy places the organism in Eukaryota, Metazoa, Chordata, Actinopteri, Moronidae.